This is a messenger RNA of Canis lupus familiaris (dog), 1000 nucleotides long. RefSeq names its product tetraspanin-6-like. Gene Ontology annotation, cellular component: membrane. The record is from RefSeq and is a predicted model, not a curated record. Lineage: Eukaryota; Metazoa; Chordata; Mammalia; Carnivora; Canidae.
CGUGGCUAGUCAUGGAGUCCCCGUCUCGGAGACUGCAGACGAAACCAGUCAUUACUUGUUUCAAGAGCGUCCUCUUGAUCUACACUUUCAUCUUCUGGAUCACUGGCCUAAUCCUUCUUGCCGUUGGCAUUUGGGGCAAGGUGAGCCUGGAGAAUUAUGUUUCCCUUUUAAAUGAGAAGGCCACCAAUGUCCCCUUCGUGCUCAUUGGCACUGGCACUGUCAUCAUUCUUUUGGGCACCUUUGGCUGUUUUGCUACCUGCCGAGCUUCUGCAUGGAUGCUAAAACUGUAUGCAAUGUUUCUGACCAUUUUUUUGGUUGAAUUGGUCGCUGCCAUCGUAGGAUUUGUUUUCAGACAUGAGAUUAGGAACAGCUUUAAGAAUAAUUAUGAGAAAACUUUAAAGCAGUAUAACUCUACGGGAGAUUAUAGAAGCGAUGCAGUAGACAAGAUUCAAAAUACGUUACCUUGUUGUGGUGUCACCGACUAUAGAGUGAGGGAUACUAAUUAUUACUCAGAAAAAGGAUUUCCCAAGAGUUGCUGUAAACUUGAAAAUUGUUCUCCACAGAGAGAUGCAGAUAAAGUAAACAAUGAAGGUUGUUUUAUAAAGGUGAUGACCAUUAUAGAGUCAGAAAUGGGAGUGGUUGCGGGAAUUUCUUUUGGAGUUGCUUGCUUUCAGCUGGUUGGAAUCUUUCUAUCCUACUGCCUCUCUUGCGCCAUAACAAAUAACCAGUAUGAGAUAGUGUAAUCAUCAAACCACGGGCUUACUAUUGUUCAGCUUUAAGGACAUUUACAUUCCCCCCUGUGAGCUAUGAGAUUGCCUGGAUGGAAGAUUGCCUAAUACUACUUACGAUAGACCAAAAAAUUCCAUCAGUAAUAGUCUGAUUCAAUCAAGACAUUUGUGUAGGUCCACCUUUUGUCCCAUUGGUGUUAAUCAUUGAAACCCCUGUAUCACUGUGAAACACUGGAAGAGCUAAUAAAUUAUAAAUGAAGCAAAAAAAAAAA